Messenger RNA from Leptinotarsa decemlineata (Colorado potato beetle), 2513 nucleotides. It is a transcript of the gene Parg, whose product is annotated as Poly(ADP-ribose) glycohydrolase. NCBI's taxonomy places the organism in Eukaryota, Metazoa, Arthropoda, Insecta, Coleoptera, Chrysomelidae. The record is from RefSeq and is a predicted model, not a curated record. Gene Ontology annotation, molecular function: poly(ADP-ribose) glycohydrolase activity. Gene Ontology annotation, cellular component: cytoplasm; nucleus. Gene Ontology annotation, biological process: regulation of DNA repair; carbohydrate metabolic process; ATP generation from poly-ADP-D-ribose.
UAACAUUUCAAAUUUUUAAAAAAUUCUUCAUAACUGAUAGGUUAUAUGUGAUUGACGAUCAAAUGCUUUAUUCUUAAUUAGGAGUGUGCUAAUGGAAAAACCCAACUUCCACUCCUCUUGUGUUAUUAAUCAUGAAUUAUCUGAUGUGGUGUAAUUUAAAUCUCACCACAAAGGAAAAUGUUUAUUGGAUAUUGAAUUCAACUCUAAUUUAUUGGUUAAAAAGUACUGUAGAGCAGAUGAUCUUCUAUUUAUCUUGACAGUUUUUGAAUAUUGUGAUAAUAUUGAGUUGAUCCUCGUCAUUGAGCCUAUUGAAAUCUGAAGAUAUAUUGUUUGUCUCUUGAAAAAUAUGCAGUGUGAAUCUUCUGAACCUUCGAAGACUUGGUUAGGAACUGGAAUAUCGGAACUGUGCAAAGGAAAGGGGCGAUGGAGCUUCAGUGUGAAUCCUAUUAAUAUUUCAAAAUAUCAUGCUGUGCUAUUUAACCUUCCUGUUACUUUAAAAGAACCUCCAAAACCUCAUCGUAGUUCAGAUCCACAUCACUGGGAUGAUGACCAUGUUCACAUGCCUUAUUCCGAAAAAAGUUUGUUUCCCAUUACUGAAAAUGGCAAGGAUGUGAUCAAAUUACGGUGGGAUAUUAUCAGGGAGAACUUGUCAAAACCUAUUAGUAACACUAGCGAACUUGAUGCAGCCAUAAGAUCAUAUAACAGUUCAUUGCCCAAGUUCACUGCCCUUCAUCACUUUUUGGAAGAGGUUGCGGAAGAAGAAGAAAAUGAGUACUUUUUCACAAAUAUUCUACCAAAAAUAAUAAAACUGGCCCUGAAGCUACCAGAACUAAUACCCGGUAGUCUUCCUCUUUUGAAGAAGGGCCACAAUAGAUCAGUCAGUUUAUCUCAACUGCAGAUAGCCUCUUUGCUUGCAAAUGGAUUCCUCUGUACGUUUCCAUGGAGGAAAGAAGUUGCAUGUACCUAUCCAGGAGUAAACUUUGUUAGACUAUUUUCAGCUCACGAUAGACCAGAAAGACAAACUUGUGUUGACGAAAAAUUGAAAUGCAUCGUACAUUACUUCAAAAGAGUCACUUCUACAAGUCCGGUGGGAGUUGUUACAUUUGAAAGAAAAUUUAUACCAAAAUCAAGCAUGCCUCGGUGGGAUACUCUGAGAAACAAUAUAGCAAAUUCAAAAGUUUAUAUAAAUAGUUCUGGAACAAUUGAAGAUGAUGGACUAGGAUUUCUACAGGUUGAUUUCGCCAAUAGAAACGUAGGAGGGGGAGUCUUGGGUUACGGUUGCGUUCAGGAAGAAAUUCGUUUCAUCAUCUGUCCAGAGUUGAUUGUUAGUAGAUUAUUUGUUGAACAAUUAGGUGAUCAAGAGGCAGUGAUAGUAACUGGUGUCGAACGAUUCAGCAAUUACUCGGGAUAUGGUGAGUCUUUCCAGUGGAAAGGUAAUGUUAUAGACGAUACACCCCAUGAUGAAUAUGGCCGAAGAAGAACAUCCAUUUGUAUAAUUGAUGCUACUCAUUUCAAUAAGCCUAAGGAUCAGUUUCACCCUUCUGCCAUGUUGAGGGAAUUGAACAAAGCCUACGUAGGAUUCCACUCCAGAGAAAAAGUCAACUUAGCUCCUGUUGCUACGGGAAAUUGGGGUUGUGGAGCAUUUCGUGGCAAUUCCUCUCUAAAAACAGUCCUGCAGUUGAUGGCUUGCUGCGCCGCUGAAAGAGAUAUGGUUUACUAUUCAUUUGGAAAUGAAGAGUUACGAGAUGAGUUCUACGAGAUGUAUUUGUUUUUGAUCAAUAACAAUAUAAUCAUCAGUCAGCUCUGGAGGUUUUUAUCUGGAUUCGUAUCAACAGGCGCUCCAGAAAAGAACUUGUAUCCAUUUAUCCAACAGGCAUAUUUUGACAGUAAAAAACAACCUUCGAUAAAAUCUUUCUUCUUUCCCAAAAAAGAAGUUACUGUCAAAAAUGUUUUGUCGGGUAAAAAAUUCCAAGAUAAACCUUCCACAUCAUCCAGUAAAGUCAAAAGCAGUAAGUCUGAUUCGGAACUGAAAAUGGAAGAAGGUUAUGAUUCGUAUGAGGAUGUUAUACCAGCAACUCCACCAUCUUUCAAACUUAAAAAGAAAGUAAAAAAAGAUCCCCAACUUACCAAUGAGGAAAUUUUAGAAAGGUUACCUAAAGCUAAUGUCGCGGAUUUAAUUGAUGAAAUAGAUGGGGGAAUUAUUAACAAUGGAAAAGAGAGAGUAACUGAAGAAACGCUUCUAUCCAGCAUAGACAAAUUGUCUAGGAAAAACAAAAAUUCCAAAUCAUCAGAAGAUAUGGAUAUAGAUUUGCUUUUCUCGAAAUAACUUUCAGCAGAUCUCUAGAUUUUUGACCUCGUGUUCCCUCAUGGGGAUACUCAUCAAUAUUGUGAAAUCGAUUUAAGAAGAAUUUUCUGUCGAAAUGAAAAGAAAGAUUCGGGUGGAGAUUCACUAAAGAUACAUACAAAAUAUUUUGAAUUGAAAUAUCUUUUAUAGUAAAGUUCUAUUUAUUUUA